CAACUUUUUGUUCAAGCCCAUCAUUUCUUUUACUUUCACCUCGAUCGAAAGCUCGUUCGCAGCCGAGCGCUCGAGUGUUGCAGCUGUUCCAGACAUAGAAAGCGCGCAUAUUCGCCUGCUGCCUGUGUCUGUCUCUGCCUCGAUUCCUUCACUGCGGCGCGUCACGAGCUUUCCACCUCACCUUUUUUUAAUCCCUGCACCUUCGCUCAUUACCCAUUGACAAUAUUGUCCUUUAUUAUUUUUCUUCCGUCAAACAUAGCUCAACGACGCUCUUCCAUACCCGCCAGUAUGUCGUUUGGCGGCGGCGGAUUUUCUUUCGGCUCUAAUACCAACACCCAGAACACCGGUUUUGGUGGGUUUGGCAAUAACACCAACAGUGGCUUCGGCACAAGCACAAGGAACACUGGUUUCGGGGCCAGCACGGCUGCGUCGAACCCCUUUGGUGGUGGUAGCGGCGGUAGCACUUUUGGAUCUCCGGCUGGAGGUUUCGGAAACAACAGCAACACAUCCGGCUCCCUCUUCGGCAAUAAACCGGCCUCAAAUCCCUUCGGCACGAGCACAAACACAGGAGGUGGCUUGUUUGGCAAUUCGACAACAACUCAACAAAACUCGGGGUUUGGAGGUUCAACAGGAGGAUUCGGUAACAAUGCAAGCACCGGCGGCUUUGGGGGCAGUACGGGUGGAUCAUCUUUCAGCUUUGGAGGUGCCAACAAGCCUGCUUUUGGGGCAUCGAACAGCUCUACCCCUCUCUUCGGUCAAGGCGGUACUGGGACAACAGGUGGCUUUGGCGGAGGCGCAUUUGGCGCUUCAGGAUCUGGAACGGCUUUGAGCAACCAACCCGUUCCUCCUUCCGAAGGGACUGCCUCUACACCCUAUGCUCCGACGUUGGAGAAAGAUGCCUCUAAUCAACAGAGCAACUACCAAAGCAUCAAUUUCAUGCAACCCUACCAGAAAUAUUCGUUCGAAGAGCUUCGCUUAGCAGACUACAACGCCGGACGUCGCUAUGGCAGUGCCACAGGAACCUCGGGGGGAUUUGGCUCAAGUACUUUCGGUGGUUUCGGUGGUAGCAGCAGUACUCCAGCUUUUGGUGGUGGCAACACUUCCUCGGGUGGUCUGUUCGGCGGACAGACAACCUCGUCGUCAACACCUUUCGGUGGCAGCGGCACUCAAACCUCUGGUUUUGGUGGGGGAGGCCUCUUCGGAAGUAAGCCUGCGACAGGCGGGCUCUUUGGCCAGCAGCAGUCGACAGGCACAUCUUCUGGUGGACUGUUCGGCACGGCGAGCAGCACUGGUGGUGCUUUCGGGGGCGGAAACUCCGGAGCAUUCGGUUCUGGGACGAACAGUGGCGGUCUCUUUGGACAACAGCAAAAUAAGCCGGGAGGCUUGUUCGGCUCUACCGGCACCACCGCCACCACAAGUGCUCCUUCAUUUUCCUUCGGCAAUGCAGCUCCGACCAGUGGCGGCACUGGCCCCUUUGGAAACAACAAUCAGCAGCAGCAACAGCCUCAGCAGCAGUCUGGUGGCUUGUUCGGUGCUGCGAACCAACAAAAGCCACUCUUUGGCGGCGGCUCCGGAGGCUUUGGCGGUGCGACAACCCAGAGUCAGCCUUCUGGAGGUCUGUUCGGCACCUCCACGGCCCAGACUGGCGGAGGUGGUCUUUUCGGCAACAACACUGCGACAACUGGUGGUACUGCAACUGGUCUUUUUGGUUCCAACAACAAUACAUCUAAUCCUGGGCUUUUCGGUGGCCAAGCUCAAAAGCCUGGUGGUCUUUUCUCCAACAGCGCCUUUGGAACAAGCCAGCCGAGCACUGGCGGCGGUUUGUUCGGCACUAGUGGCUCCAACAAUCAACAAGGCGGAGGUUUCUCUUUCGGAAAUGCUGCUCAGAAGCCUGCAACAAAUUCAUUGUUUGGCAACAGUGGCACAGGACAAGCCCCGGGUCUCUUCAGUCAGACUGGUGGGACAAGCUUAUUCGGCAACUCACAGAAUGCGCAGCAGGGCCAGCAACAGCAGCCAGAAUUCAAGCAGUCAUCGUUGAAUGAUCCGAAUCCGUAUGGUCAGACGUCAAUCUGGACUGGCCUGCCAGUACCUACCCCUGAGACUGCAAAGCCUCUUUUCACCCCGUUGUCGGCAACUCAAAAGAUGAGGGAAAGCCAGGCAAAGCCGCCACCCAGUCUCCGUCUCAGCCAGUCCCGGUACAUGACACCUCCACGCCGUUCCGGCUUCGGCUUUUCCUACUCCACCUACGGAACUCCCAAUAGUGCUGCAAGUACUCCUGGUGGAAGCGGAUUGACCAAUAGCAUGUACGGCAGUCGAAGCUUCACAGGCGGUAGUUUCGGACGUUCUUUCGGAAAGAGUGCCUCGGCAAGUAACUUGAGGUCUCAAUUCUCAGGCGAUACGGAAGGCGUCCUCAGCCCAGGCGCAUUCGCACCCAGCGCGAGUCGUUGGUCUAGUGGCAACAUGCGCCGGCUCACCAUUGAUCGAAGCAUUAGAAAUGACCUUUUUACACGACCUUCUCUUCCUACUCUACCCAUGAAUGGCUCUGAAAAGCCCAACGGUAGUCAGGAUGAGCCUAUUAUGAUCAACGGUACGGAAUCUUCAGGUGAUUUGAGCAAAUUGAAAAAGCGGGUAAGCUUUGAUAAAGGAACUUUUGGUGGACAGGAAGCUACCCUGAACGGGGAGUCGGGAGCUCUGGUACGAACGGAGACCGAUGGGGAAGACUCUGAGUCAGGCAGAACUCUUAAUGGCAGUGCCACGCCUGAGGCUGAAUCCUCUCGGACCAACGAGCUUGCUAUGGUGCCUGAAGAUCGCGAAUCCGACCAUGUUUCCCUCAAGAAGGCGGUUCAAGCGAAGCCCGACCCGCAACCAGGUGACUACUGGAUGAAACCUAGUCGAGCGGAACUGGGAAAGAUGCCGCGCGAGAAACUGCAAAAAUUUGUUGGCUUUGAAGUGGGCCGUAAAGGCUGCGGGAAAGUUACUUUCAACGGCGCAGUGGAUCUUACUGCAAUCCCCUUGGACGAUCUUUAUGAAAAGAUUGUGGAGAUCCGCCUUCGAUCGGUCACCGUCUAUCCAGAUGCCAGUUCGAAACCUCCUGUUGGUAAAGGUCUCAAUGUGCCUUCGACGAUCUCCAUCGAAAACUCUUGGCCUCGCUCUCGUGGUCAACCUUCAUCCGCUACCAGCGGCCCGAUUUUCGACAAGCACGUCAACCGAUUGAAGAAAAUGCACGGUACUGAAUUUGUCAACUACGAAGUCUCGACUGGUGUUUGGACGUUCAGAGUCCCUCAUUACACUCGCUAUGGUUUGGACUAUGACGAAGACGAAGAUCUAAGCCAGAGUCAGAUGUCUGCGCCACCAGACUCACUGAGUGCCUCACAGUCUGGCAACAUGUCUGAAAUGGAUGUUGACAGCGAGGAUCAGGAUGACAGCCCAGAUGAAGACGAUACAUUUGCUUUCAAGCAAAAGACGGUCCCAGGAGGGUUUGGACGUCGAUCUGCAAUUGACUACGAUGUCGAAGUACCAAUCGCACAGAGUGUUGCGGACUUCCACGAAUCUGAGUUGUCGGAGGAGUCUGCAGCUGAGGAAAGUGACAACGAGGUCAGCAUGGUGGGCUCGUUUCCCCCUAGAAGUGCAACCAUUCUCGAAAGCCCCAGCAAACCCAUACUGAAGGCAAGUCAGAUGGGCACUCCAGGCAAACACCUCAUCAGCCUCGACGGCGAUUGGGCUGAGCAACUCCAACGCACAAUCAGCCCUCGCAAGCAGAACCGUGAAGCUCUGCGUGAUGUCCAAAACAAAAUUCUCCUUGAUCGAGCCUACGAACCAAUCAAACCAAAAGCCCACAAUAAGAAUGAGUUCCGUACGAGCAUUGACAUAAUGAACUCUUUGUUCAGCAAACAUGAGGCAAGAAUGGCAAAGGGAAAAAAGGGACAGGCAGGGCCGGAUUUUGAGUUUCCUUAUUCGAAGCGCGCAAAGACUUUUGAUGAUCACGACUCCGAAAUGACCGAGAACGACAAACUGUGGCAUCUUUCGUUCAAACCCCAGUUCACCCAAUUGAACAAACUCGUUUAUAAGGUUGAUGGUGCGGUUCAAAAUGAUGCUUCCUGGACGAACGACAUUCUGAUGGGCAACGAGGGAGGGGACGUGGCCAUUACUUCGCUUCGAUCUGCAACAGUAGCAACGAGCACCGAGACCUUGAUGGCAAACACAAAAGUAAAGCUUGUCGAGAAGGUACCAUUUGUGCAGCACGAUGCUGUUGACUUCUCCCAAGCCAAAGAUCCACUGGCUCAGCAAGGCGCUAGCGAGGAUGAAAUCGACGUCUACCGACUCUCACACGUUCUCUUCGACGAGUUCGAAGACGAAUUUACUCGUGGCUUAAGUCGACAGCAACAACGAGAAUUUCUGACCCGCAUACGGAAAGAUCGUCUUUCAAAAUUCCUUGCUGAAUUUGUCUGGCGUCGGCACGCUGAAACGAUCAAAGCUGCCGAGAAAGCCAGCGCUGCAACCGCAGCGAUCCUUCAACUCACCGCCCACAAUCUCAAGGCGGCCUGUGAGAUGUUGACACGCGAACAUGAUUUUCAUCUGAGCUUGUUAGUCGCGCAGAUUGGACAGGCCGAUGCCGCGUUCCAAAACGACAUGGCCGACCAGAUAGAGUCAUGGAGACAGCAGGGCGUACUCAGCGAGAUGUCGGAAGAGAUUCGUGGCGUCUAUGAGCUUCUUGCUGGGAACACAACCAUUGCGCAAGGCAAGCAGAAGGUUCCGGUCGAGGACAAGGCUAGCACAUUCGCCCUGUCGGAAAAGUUCGAACUCGAUUGGGUACAGGCGUUUUGUUUGUGUCUGUGGUACGGGCGCCAGAAACACGGUGACAUUGCGGAUGCAGUGUCCGAUUUUGCAGACAAGGUGGCGACUCACGAGGAAUCUGCCAGUCCCAUCGGUGAAGACGGCAAGGAGGAUUUGCUAUGGGUGAUGCUCAAGUUGUUCGCCAGCAAAGAGAAGCCCAGCAGUGUCGAGGCGCCUGUCUUUCCACAAGCGUUAUCAGCUCUCGCUCAGCCCUGGAACUCCGCUCACGCCUUCCGGCUGCACCACUUUAUUGCCGCUGCUGUACGGGGAGUCAAGGUCGACAACGACAAAGCGGACGACUUGGCAAUGUCACUGAUGUUCGAAUAUUCCGCAAAAGGCGACAUCCUUGGUGCAAUAUACGCCGCCGCACACAUCAGCGGUUCAGCCACCCGCGGCUCGCACAUUCGGGAAUUGCUUAACAGGCAUGCUGCUGUGUUGCCAUCCUCCCCCGACCUGGACUCGGAUGAAGCUCCCACUUCCCAGGCUCAGCAAGCUCAGCCACAAAUCUGGAAAGACCUGACAACUCACCUCAAGGUGCCUGUUGGUUGGAUCUGUCACGCCAAAGCACUUUACUCUCGGUCUAGCAGCGACGCGCCCACGGAAUUGACCUAUCUCAUCCUCGCGCGCGAAUUCGCCGAAGCGCAUGAGUGUUUGCUGAAGCGCGUCGCGCCACGCCUUGUGAUCGACGAGGAUUGGGAUACACUCCAGUCGACACUGGCCAAGUUCGGCCCUAACCCUGCAGACAAACUUGGGAUCGGCGAGUGGGAAAGUGGAGGUCAAGUGUACGCCGACUUUGUGUCGUUGAUGGCGGCGGCGGGUGAUUCGAUGCUUACGCCUGGUCACCAACAACGACGUGGGAGUGCUCCACCGCAGGAAGCUGCCGAAUCGAGAAGGGCAUUGUUGCUAAGAUUGCGCAACGCAUUGAUCGAAUUGAACGCACGCUUCGUCAGUCGUCGUCAAGGUGAGACGCCGCCAGCGCUGGACAAGGACAAGGAGAACCUGGAACAAAGAGUCGCCUUGUGCGAGAUGGGAAGAGCGGUCGCGAGAGCCAUCGAAUCGGAUGAGGACCAAGGGUUGAGUGGGAUGCAAUCGAUCCUCGACCUACCACUCACUGCCGAUGUGAGAUUGACUCAUGCUCGGACUUUGGGAGUGGAAUAUUACCGUGGGGUCAUGGCAAUGGCGAGAUGAGGUUUUGGUCCUCUUGAUUUGGGCUUUGGGUUUUGGGUUUCGGCUCGAGAAGAAAAGGGUAUCGGAAUCCUGAUCCUAUUCAAAAGGUGGUGUGUGUGUGUGUGUGUGUGCGUAUGGAACAGUAUUGGAACAAUUGACAAUCGAGUAGAGGCAAGGGAAGAUCCAAAAAAGAAAAUAAAGAACAAAAGCAAAACUGUUUGCGUGUGCCUGGGUCACUCUUUGGGUAUUCUCAUUACUUUUGGGCGCUACGCCUCGAUUCUGACGGGCGCCUCUCCCUUCUGCAUGUAUGUAGACCUUUACAGAGGAGCAUGAAAUGAAUGAAUUACAC
Molecule: messenger RNA, 6349 nt
Organism: Exophiala oligosperma
Lineage: Eukaryota; Fungi; Ascomycota; Eurotiomycetes; Chaetothyriales; Herpotrichiellaceae
Exons: 6
Coding region: 289-6021 (1910 amino acids)
Biological process (GO): protein import into nucleus; RNA export from nucleus; post-transcriptional tethering of RNA polymerase II gene DNA at nuclear periphery
Cellular component (GO): nuclear pore cytoplasmic filaments; nuclear pore
Molecular function (GO): structural constituent of nuclear pore
Source: RefSeq, a predicted model, not a curated record